Molecule: messenger RNA, 8475 nt
Organism: Melanotaenia boesemani (Boeseman's rainbowfish)
Lineage: Eukaryota; Metazoa; Chordata; Actinopteri; Atheriniformes; Melanotaeniidae
Product: spectrin beta chain, non-erythrocytic 1-like
Exons: 35
Coding region: 297-7241 (2314 amino acids)
Biological process (GO): actin cytoskeleton organization; protein localization to plasma membrane
Cellular component (GO): cortical actin cytoskeleton; cell projection; cell junction
Molecular function (GO): structural constituent of cytoskeleton; actin filament binding; phospholipid binding
Source: RefSeq, a predicted model, not a curated record
UAGCCCAAACAGAGGGUUUGAUUCUUCUUCUGUGGUUGAAAAGUCAGCAGUUGCCCUGAGGGAAGAAGGGUUGGAUGUUUUUUUUUAAGGAGGAAAACUUUAUCCUCUUUUUUCCCUCCAGAGAUUUUUCUUUUUAAUUCAUCAAGAUUUCCAGAACUUUUGAGAGAAGUUCUUGCAGAUUUCAGCUGUUUUGGGCUCAACUGGUUCUGAGUGGGUUAUGAUCCAGGAGCUCUUGGUGGGUUUUCCUGAUUAGGACCACUUCACCGUUUUGAUUGACCGGUGGAUUCCGGACUCUAAUGGAGGCUUCGGAUUCCACUCAGCAGCAGGCCAACUACGUCCAGCUGGAGGGUCGAUUCAAACAACUGCAAGAUGAGCGUGAGGCGGUCCAGAAGAAGACCUUCACAAAAUGGGUCAACUCCCACCUGUCCAGAGUCUCCUGCAGGAUCACAGACCUCUACAUGGACCUGAGAGAUGGACGCAUGCUGAUCAAGCUGCUGGAGGUCCUCUCUGGAGAGAAGCUGCCGAAGCCCACCAAAGGACGGAUGCGGAUCCACUGUCUGGAGAACGUAGACAAAGCUCUGCAGUUCCUGAAGGAGCAGCGGGUUCACCUGGAGAACAUGGGAUCCCACGACAUUGUGGAUGGGAACCACAGACUGACGCUGGGCCUCAUCUGGACCAUCAUCCUGCGCUUCCAGAUCCAGGACAUCAGUGUGGAGACUGAGGACAACAAGGAGAAACGUUCAGCCAAAGACGCUCUGCUGCUCUGGUGUCAGAUGAAGACGGCCGGGUACCCCAACGUCAACAUCCACAACUUCACCACCAGCUGGAGAGACGGCAUGGCGUUCAAUGCACUCAUUCACAAACACAGGCCUGACCUGAUCGACUUCGAUAAACUGAAGAAAUCCAACGCUCACUACAACCUGCAGAACGCUUUCAACCUGGCAGAACAACACCUGGGCCUCACCAAGCUGCUGGACCCAGAAGAUAUAAGCGUGGACCAUCCCGAUGAGAAGUCUGUCAUCACCUAUGUAGUGACGUACUACCACUAUUUCUCCAAGAUGAAAGCUCUGAAGGUGGAGGGCAAACGGAUUGGAAAGGUGUUGGAUAACGCCAUCGAGACAGAGAAGAUGAUUGAGAAGUACGAGUUGCUGGCCUCGGACCUGCUUGAGUGGAUCGAACAGACCAUCAUCAUCCUGAAUAACAGAAAGUUCGCCAACUCUCUGGUGGGAGUCCAGCAGCAGCUGCAGGCCUUCAACACAUACCGCACUGUGGAGAAACCCCCCAAGUUCACAGAGAAGGGGAACCUGGAAGUCCUCCUCUUCACCAUCCAGAGUAAGAUGAGAGCCAACAAUCAGAAGGUCUACAUGCCCCGCGAGGGAAAACUCAUCUCAGACAUCAACAAGGCCUGGGAACGACUGGAGAAGGCGGAGCAUGAGAGGGAGUUGGCCCUGAGGACGGAGCUGAUUCGUCAGGAGAAACUGGAACAGUUGGCCAGACGCUUUGAUCGUAAGGCGGCCAUGAGGGAGACGUGGCUCAGUGAGAACCAACGGCUGGUUUCACAGGACAACUUUGGAUUUGACCUUCAGGCUGUUGAGGCGGCCACCAAAAAGCAUGAAGCAAUUGAGACGGACAUCGCGGCAUACGAAGAGCGUGUCCAGGCCGUGGUUGCUGUGGCGAAGGAGCUGGAGGUGGAGCACUACCACGACAUCAAACGCAUUGCAGCCAGAAAGGACAACGUGAUCCGACUGUGGGAGUACCUACUGGAGCUGCUGAAGGCCCGCAGACAGAGGCUGGAAAUGAACCUGGGUCUGCAGAGGGUCUUCCAGGAGAUGCUCUACAUCAUGGACUGGAUGGACGAGAUGAAGAUGCUGCUGCUGUCUCAGGAUUACGGGAAGCAUCUUCUGGGUGUGGAGGACCUGCUGCAGAAACACGCUCUGGUGGAGGCCGACAUCGCCAUCCAGGCCGACAGAGUGAAGGCCGUCACCACCAACGCCAGCAAGUACUCUGUCACUGAUGGCGGCUACAAACCAUGCGACCCCCAGGUCAUCCAGGACCGGGUGUCCCACCUGGAGUUCUGCUACCAGGAGCUGACCCAGCUGGCUGCAGAGCGCCGUGCCCGUCUGGAGGAGUCUCGCCGCCUCUGGAAGUUCUUCUGGGAGAUGGCGGAAGAGGAAGGCUGGAUCCGGGAGAAAGAGCAAAUUGUGUCCUCACUGGAGAUAGGGAAGGAUCUGACAGGGGCGGUGCGCCUCCUCAGCCAACAGCGUGCCCUGGAGGACGAGAUGAGCGGUCGUUCCGGCCACCUGCAGCACACCAUUGCCGAGGGCCAGGCUAUGGUCAAAGCCGGUCACUUUGGAUCCGCCAAAAUCCAGGAGCGCAUCGCCGACCUCCAGGCUCAGUGGGAGGCGCUGGAGCAGCUUGCGGCUGUGAGAAAGAAGAGGCUAGAAGAAGCUCUGGCCUUGCACCAGUUCCAGGCUGACGCUGAUGACGUUGAUGCCUGGACUCUGGACGCACUGCGCAUCGUCUCCAGCGGAGACACGGGCCAUGAUGAAUUCUCCACCCAGGCGCUGGUAAGGAAACACAAGGACGCUGCAGCAGAGGUGGCCCGCUACCGGCCGGUCAUCGACUCGCUUCACGAGCAGGCUGCCACCCUUCCCAAGGAGGAGGUGGAGUCAGAAGAUGUGCGUGGGCGGCUGGCCGGCAUUGAGGAACGCUACAAGGAGGUGGCGGAGCUGACGAAGCUGAGGAAGCAGGCACUGCAAGAUGCGCUGGCGCUUUACAAGAUGUUCAGCGAGGCCGCCGCUUGUGAAGUUUGGAUCGAUGAGAAGGAGCAGUGGCUGAACAGCAUGGAGAUCCCUGAAAAACUCGAGGACCUGGAGGUGAUCCAGCACAGGUUUGAGAGUCUGGAACCAGAGAUGAACAACCAGGCAUCCCGUGUCGCUGUAGUGAACCAGAUUGCCCGGCAGUUGAUUCACAGCGGCCACCCGAGUGAGAAGGACAUCAAGACUCAGCAGGACAAACUCAACAACAGGUGGAGUCAGUUCCGAGACCUGGUGGACCAGAAGAAGGAGUCCCUAAACUCAGCUCUGGGUGUCCAGAACUACCACCUCGAAUGCAACGAAACCAAGUCUUGGAUCAAAGAGAAGACCAAAGUCAUCGAGUCCACCCAGGAGCUGGGCAAUGACCUCACUGGAGUCAUGGCUCUGCAACGCAAACUGACUGGCAUGGAGCGUGACCUGGCUGCCAUUGAGGACAAGUUGGGCGAUCUGCGAGGUGAGGCCCAGCGGCUGGCUGAGGAGCACCCUGACCAGGCCAAGGCCAUCACGGGCCGGCUCGCUGAGAUCACUGCCGUCUGGGAGGAGAUGAAGAACACUCUGAAGAACCGUGAGGAGUCCCUGGGUGAAGCCAGGAAACUGCAGCAGUUCCUUCGCGAGGUGGACGACUUCCAGUCCUGGUUGUCCCGGACUCAGACAGCCAUUGCCUCAGAAGACAUGCCUAACACGCUGGCUGAGGCUGAGAAGCUAAUGGCCCAACACGAAAGCAUCAAGAAUGAGAUCCAGAACUACGAAGAGGACUAUCAGAAGAUGCGGGACAUGGGGGAGAUGGUAACGCAGGGCCAGACAGACGCCCAGCACAUGUUCCUGCGUCAGCGACUACAGGCUCUCGACACCGGCUGGAACGAACUGCACAAGAUGUGGGAGAACCGGCAGAACCUGCUGUCCCAGUCUCAUGCCUACCAGCUCUUCCUCCGGGACACCAAACAGGCCGAGGCCUUCCUCAACAACCAGGAGUACGUCCUGGCGCAUACCGAGAUGCCAACCACUCUGGAGGCCGCUGAGGCUGCCAUUAAGAAGCAGGAGGACUUCAUGACCACUAUGGAUGCCAACGAGGACAAGAUCAACGGUGUGGUGGAGGCGGGACGUCGGCUAGCCAGCGACGGGAACAUCAAUGGAGACCGGAUCCAGGAGCGAGUGGCGUCCAUUGAUGACAGGCACAAGAAGAACCGGGAGAUGGCAGUGGAGCUGCUGAUGAAACUGAAAGACAACAGAGACCUGCAGAAGUUCCUCCAGGACUGUCAGGAGCUUUCUCUGUGGAUCAGUGAGAAGAUGCUGACUGCGCAGGACAUGAGCUACGACGAGGCCCGGAACCUGCACAGCAAAUGGCUGAAGCACCAGGCCUUCAUGGCCGAGCUACAGUCCAACAAGGAGUGGCUGGACAAGAUCCAGAAGGACGGGAUGCUACUGGUGUCAGAGAAGCCAGAGACAGAGGCGGUGGUGAAGGAGAAACUUACUGACCUCCACGCCAUGUGGGAGAAGCUGGAGUCCACCACGCAGACCAAAGCCCAGUGUCUGUUCGACGCCAACAAGGCGGAGCUUUUCACGCAGAGCUGCGCCGACCUGGACAAGUGGCUGGGCGGUCUGGAGGGUCAGAUCCAGUCUGAUGACUAUGGCAAGGACCUGACGUCCGUCAACAUCCUGCUCAAGAAGCAGCAGAUGCUGGAGAGCCAGGUGGAGGUGCGUCAGAGGGAGGUGGUGGAGCUGCAGAGCCAGGUGAAGGCCCUCGGUCAGGAGGUGAAGGACACAGACGAGGUGGACGGGCGGAGGCAGCUGGUGGAGAGGAAGUUCCAGGAGCUUCUGGAGCCACUGCGACGCCGCAGGAACUUCCUGGUGGCGUCCCGAGAAGUUCACCAGUUCAACCGCGACGUGGAGGAUGAGAUUCUCUGGGCUCAGGAGAGGAUGCCCAUGGCUACGUCCACUGAUCACGGAAACAACCUGCAGACGGUGCAGCUGCUCAUCAAGAAGAACCAGACGCUGCAGAAGGAGAUCCAGGGCCAUCAACCUCGCAUCAACGACAUCCUGGAGCGCAGCCAGAACCUCCUUCGGGACGAGUCCUCCAACGGCGACGUGAUCCGGCAGCGCCUGGCGGAGCUGCAGCAGCUGUGGAGGCAGCUGAUGGAGGAGAUGGAGCAACGCCACGGACGGCUGGAGGAGUCCCACAAGGCCCAGCAGUACUACUUCGACGCCGCCGAGGCCGAGGCCUGGAUGAGCGAACAGGAGCUCUACAUGAUGUCAGAGGAGAAGGCCAAGGAUGAGCAGAGCGCCGUCACCAUGCUGAAGAAGCACCAGAUCAUGGAGCAGGCGGUGGAGGACUACGCCGAGACCGUCCACCAGCUGUCCAAGACCAGCCGAGGACUGGUGGCGGAUGGACACCCCGAGAGCGAGCGAAUCAGCAUGCGGCAGUCUCAGGUGGACAAACUGUACGCUGGCCUCAAGGACCUAUCAGAAGAGAGGCGGGGCAAACUGGACGAGAGGCUCCGCCUCUUCCAGCUCAACCGGGAGGUGGACGACUUGGAGCAGUGGAUCGCCGAGCGGGAAGUGGUGGCCGGGUCACACGAGCUGGGUCAGGACUACGAACACGUCACGAUGCUGCAGGAGCGGUUCCGGGAGUUUGCGCGGGACACCGGGAACAUCGGACAGGAACGCGUGGAUGCGGUGAACCGGCUGGCGGACGAGCUGAUCAACGCCGGCCACAGCGAUGCGGCCACGGUGGCAGAGUGGAAGGACGGGCUGAACGAGGCCUGGGCAGACCUUCUGGAGCUCAUCGACACCAGGACGCAGAUCCUUGCCGCUUCCUUCGAGCUCCACAAAUUCUACCACGACGCCAAAGAGAUUCUGGUCCGCAUUGCCGAUAAACAGAAGAUGCUGCCGGAGGACGUGGGCCGCGAUCAGAACACGGUGGAGACGCUGCAGAGGAUGCACACCACCUUCGAACACGACAUCCAGGCGCUAGGAACGCAGGUGAGGCAGCUGCAGGAGGACGCCGUGCGCCUGCAGUCGGCGUACGCAGGAGACAAGGCGGACGACAUCCAGCGCCGGGAGAGCGAAGUUCUGGAGGCUUGGAGGAGCCUCCUGGAGUCCUGCGACGGACGGCGGCUCCGCCUCCUCGACACCGGGGACAAGUUCCGCUUCUUCAGCAUGGUUCGGGAUCUGAUGCUGUGGAUGGAGGAUGUGAUCCGGCUCAUUGAGGCCCAGGAGAAACCCAGAGAUGUUUCAUCCGUGGAGCUGCUGAUGAACAACCACCAGGGCAUCAAGGCAGAGAUCGAUGCCCGAAACGACAGCUUCACCUCCUGCAUCGAGCUCGGGAAGGCUCUGCUGGCCCGGAAACACUACGCUGCUGAGGAGAUCAAAGAGAAGCUGCUGCAGCUGACAGACAAGAGGAAGGAGAUGAUUGACAAGUGGGAGGACCGAUGGGAGUGGCUCCGCCUCAUCCUGGAGGUGCACCAGUUCUCGCGGGACGCGGGUGUGGCCGAGGCCUGGCUGCUGGGACAGGAGCCCUACCUGUCCAGCCGGGAGAUGGGACAGAGCGUGGACGAGGUGGAGAAGCUCAUCAAACGCCACGAGGCCUUCGAGAAGUCGGCCGCCACCUGGGAGGAGCGCUUCUCCGCCCUGGAGAGGCUGACCACGCUGGAGCUGCUGGAGGUGAGGAGGCAGCAGGAGGAGGAGGAGAGGAGGAGGAGGCCUCCAUCAUUGGAAGCCGCCAUCGUCCAGCAGGAGGAUGUCCAGCAGCAGAGCACCGCCACACAGAACGGACUCCCCUCAGACCAGGAUUCUCCUCCGGAUGCGGGAGAAGGUGGCAACCUGGUGAACGGCAUUGCCGAGCGCAGCUCCAAGGAGCCAAGCCCCGCCCCCUCGCCAACCCCCGGCAGCCAGUCGUCCACGCUGCCCGGCAAGAACCAGGACCCAACCUCGCAGCUGGAUGGGUUCCUGCACCGCAAACAUGAGUGGGAGGGCCACAACAAGAAGGCCUCCAACAGGUCGUGGCACAACGUGUACUGUGUCAUCAACAACCAGGAAAUGGGCUUCUACAAGGACAGCAAGGCGGCGGGUCAGGGGGUCCCAUACCACAACGAGCCCCCCGUCAGCCUGAAGGACGCCGCCUGCGACGUCGCCUCCGACUACAAGAAGAAGAAGCACGUCUUCAAACUCAGAGCUGCAGAUGGAAACGAGUUCCUGUUCCAAGCCAAAGAUGAAGAAGAGAUGAGCACCUGGAUCCAGGCCAUCCUGAACGCCGCCGAUCGCUCCGACAUCCAGGGCUCCAACCCCGGCACGCCGGCCUCCGUGCGCGCUCAGACGCUGCCGGCCUCUGUCUCGCUCACCACCGAGUCCAGUCCGGGGAAGAGAGAGAAGGACAAGGAGAAGGAGAAGGAGAAGCGCUUCAGCCUGUUCAGCAAGAAAAAGCAGUAGACGAAGUGGGCGGAGCUUUGGUGAAACCGGAAGCGGCGCUCCGACGCAGGAAACCUCUGAUCCUCUGAACUGGAAUCUGCUUCGGAGCGCCGCUUCCUGUCGCGACUUCAUGAUCCAUCUCACACCUUCGUGAGGCCGGGCUUCAUUUCCUCAGCCUGCUGCUCUCUGGAACAGAACCAGACCCAGUUUGGGUCCAGAUCCAAACCCACCUUCUGAAUUUGGUGUUUGUGGGAUCUUAACCUCAAAAUCUCUGAUUGGAUGAUGAUUUAGUUGCAUUAUCCCUCCUGAUCCAAUCAUCUGCCUCUAAAUCAUUUAAAAUGGGUUAACAGUUAUGUUGCAUUUGAGGUCAGCUGGGAACUCUGAGUUCCCGAGACACUAAAUUUAACUUCCUGUUUGUUUUUUUUUUGUUUUUUGUUUUUUUUAACCAAACUAUAUUUAAACAAACUUCUGAUUGGAAGUCACAGUAGUGACGUCAUCGGAGAACAGCCCAUACGAGACGGCUGAGGAGGUGGAGCUGAACGUUUCAUCAGUUUCAGCUGGUUGUUGAUAAACUGUUUUUGUUUAUGUGGUCGGCACGACGUCGCUGAGGUCACUCUGUGACGUCAUCAAGCUGUGCCGCUCUGCCGACCACUGAUUGGCCCGUUUGCUCGCUGAUGGUGAUGACAUCAACGGGAACCACUUUGUUUUUGUUUAUUUUGAUCUUCUCCGGGUUGUUUUUGUAUUUCUGUUUAUCGGUUCUGGGAGGCGUCUGAAGAACCCGCCGCGGUUCUGCCGCAGAGAAAUUGGACCAACAGUGCUUUUCACGUUUUCAUUUCCCGCUGUUUGCUGUCCGUCACCUCGGUGGAGGUCUUCGUGUGAAAAUCGUCCACCUGCAUGCUACAUCACACUCACCUGAACCUCUGGGUUCUCUUUGGUUCCGUCGGCCGGGUGGAGGUGACGGGGCGCGAACACAUGACCAGAUGAAGGCUGCCUGCUCGCUGAUUUUCUGCUCUUUGAUACUCGUGUUGCUCCGCGUCGCUGUAUAUCUAUCGUACCGACAUGUAUGGAAGUUACCGCCAUCUUUACUGCACAAUCAGAACUGCAUCUGAAGGAAUGAAGGAGGAGGAGGAGGAGGAGGGCUGUUCACAGCUGAAUAUUUAAACUGAAGUUAGAGCAUAAAGCUUUCCUCAUGUAUGAACCUGCACCUGUAGACUUAACGCUGUCAGAAAUGUGUCAUUAAAGCUUUUAAACUUUA